AAAAAAAAAAGAGCGUGAGCAAGAAAACUGACGUCGACAAAACUGGUCUUUGCGCGGACCUUGUGGGUUCCCUUUUCCUUCGGACGGCGGGCGACAAGCACAAGUGUGUCUGUGUGUAUGCGUCUUUGCUUUUUCUUUUUGUCCGAUUAUAAACUUUGUUGAAUAUACGCGACCGUUUUCUUUCUUGCGCGGACUGGUUUUCUCCAUCUCUUGGACUUGUUUUCUUUCUUCCUCUCUCCCUCUCACAUCGUUUAUCGCAACCGCGUCGCAUUGCAAAGCGUCGUCGUCUCGGCAAAGGAAAGCGUUGCAACGCUGGAGGCAAAAAGCUGGACUUGAGAACUUAACAACACACUUCCAUUUUGACAAUGGUAUCAUCAUCCAGCGAGCAGAGCCAAAUGAGGUUCCUAGCCAUCGUCCUCCCUGUGCUCACCUUUUGCGCACAUGGCCUCCUCGUCAUGUCCUUUGGGCUGCCCGGUUCGGACCUCGACGGCGCAUACUUUCCCAUCACCUACAACUUGCUUGCUUGCGGUGCAAGUAUUCUCGGCUUCGUUGGCGCACUACGGGCACUGCCAAGUCUGGUGUCAGCUUACACCCUGUUGCACACAAUGACUCUGUCAUUCCUAACAAUCGCCAUUGUUAAUCUGAUUCUGCCGUGGGACUUCCGAACAUUAAAUCCGGUAACUCCGAGCUACACGGUCGACGAAUCAGCCAUAUGCCGCGACAUUGACGCCGGCUUUGGAUGGGACACCGAGUGGCUGGAACAGUGCACUAAGAGUCUUAGCACCAUCAAGUUUUGGUGUACAGGUUUUAGUAUGGUCUUGAUUUUCGUGCAGUGGUGGGCUCUGAUGAGCGUGCGGACGUGGGGGCAAGAGCAGCGAGCCCGGUCGCAAGAUACUCGAAGGGAUGUGGAAAAGGCCGGCCUUGGGACCGACGAGAAGAUGACCAUUUAUGACCAAAAGACUGGAUUUUAAACGAUAUU
Molecule: messenger RNA, 979 nt
Organism: Bipolaris sorokiniana ND90Pr
Lineage: Eukaryota; Fungi; Ascomycota; Dothideomycetes; Pleosporales; Pleosporaceae
Exons: 3
Coding region: 366-971 (201 amino acids)
Source: RefSeq, a predicted model, not a curated record